Parnassius apollo (apollo) is the source of this 1188-nucleotide messenger RNA. The record is from the annotation of a GenBank genome assembly. Lineage: Eukaryota; Metazoa; Arthropoda; Insecta; Lepidoptera; Papilionidae.
AUGGCGUUUCGUAAUGAUGAAGAGCUUGAGCGGUACCUAAAUAAUAUGGUCGAGGAUGAUGAUAGUAAAACAGAGCCAUUAGAGGCGGAGAAGGUUUCUGAAAAUGAAGAUAACCUGUCCGUGCAUUCCGAACAAGACGACAUUAUUUCCUGCUCAGAUGAAGAUGAUGUGCCUUUGUCACAGCUUCGAGGGAGUAUUUUGAAAGGAAAAGAAACCGAGGCGAAGACGGCAGCAGACUAUGUCACAAAGUUAGCUGAGAGCAUCAAAGGUUCUGGACGAAACAUAACAUUUGAUAAUUGGUUCACCUCGGUGCCUCUUGCAGACCAGUUACUGAAGGAAUAUCGACUUACUUGUAUUGGAACUUUACGUAAAAAUAUACGUGAGAUACCACCUGCUUUCCUACCGAAUAAAUCAAAGUCUGCUUUGUCCUCUCAGUUUGCAUUUGAUCGCGAGAAAACGUUAGUCUCCUUUACUCCAAAGUUAAUUGCAAGUGUCAAGACUAUCCAGGCUGACCUUUCAGAUCUUAAGGAUAUGAAGUGUGAAAUGAUGGACGUUAAAAACUCCUUGAACCAUGUGCAUACUUCGGUUGAGGGACUCACUAACAAACUGACUGAGAUCGAUCGGGAAAUUCAGUCUCUUCAAAAAACUAAGGAUGAUGUUGUACGUGUUGAACAUCGAUUGGAGAAGCUUGAGGCCGAUGUACGCGAAAAUCAGCAAAGAUCGCGCCUGAACAACAUUGAGAUCAAAGGCGUUCCUGUAGCCUCGUCUGAAAAUCUUUUUACUAUUUUUUCCAAUAUUGGUAGUAAAAUAGGUUACGAAGUUCCUAAGGAGCAAAUCAACUGCGUAGCAAGAGUACCUCAGCGUAAUAAUAAAAACACCAAAAACAUCAUUGUAUCACUUCACACCCGUUACCUGAGAGAUAAUUUUAUAGCUGCUGCUAAAAAAUGUAAAACUUUAACUGCUGCGGAUUUAGGAUUGAGAAGUGAUAGCAGGAUUUUCAUCAAUGAUCACCUUACGUUUGAGAAUAAACAGCUACUUAAUAAGACAAAAGCUCUUGCUAGUGAGAAAUUUUUUUCUUAUACAUGGCGGCAGAAGCUUAAACCGGCGACAGGAAGCAUCAUCAAUGGAGGCGGGAGUGGAGGAAAUCCAAGAAGAAUAAAAAAUACAACAGAAGAGAUUAAGCAGUAA